This is a messenger RNA of Sceloporus undulatus (fence lizard), 2188 nucleotides long. It is a transcript of the gene FZD10, whose product is annotated as frizzled class receptor 10. The record is from RefSeq and is a predicted model, not a curated record. Gene Ontology annotation, cellular component: plasma membrane. Gene Ontology annotation, biological process: canonical Wnt signaling pathway; non-canonical Wnt signaling pathway. Lineage: Eukaryota; Metazoa; Chordata; Lepidosauria; Squamata; Phrynosomatidae. The transcript has a single exon. Gene Ontology annotation, molecular function: Wnt-protein binding; Wnt receptor activity. The coding region runs from base 280 to 2013 and encodes 577 amino acids.
CCCCGCCCCUUGGGGGCUGGGAGGGAGCGGCGACGGCGAGGGUCCCGGGGAGAAGUAGUGGCCGAAAGAGCAGGAGGAAGGACGCGGAGGGAAGGCAGCGGCGGGCAAGGAAGCCAGCCAGCAGCGAGCGAGUAGCGGCGGCGGCGGCGGCGGAGGCCCCGCCAAUGGGGAGGUGAGUGAGGGGGGCGCCAUGGCCGCCCUGUAGCCCUCCGGCCAUGGCCUCCUUCUCGCUCCCUUGCGGGCCCUCCAGCCGCCCUUGAGGGCGUCCCUUUGGGCGCCAUGGCCCUCCUGCUACUGCUCCUCCUGCUCCCUUCCUCUUGCCUUGGCAUCAGCUCCCUGGACCUAGAGCGGCCGGGCGAGGGCCUGGGUCGGUGCCAAGCCAUCGCCAUCCCCAUGUGCCAGGACAUCGGCUACAACCUGACCCGCAUGCCCAACCUGAUGGGCCACGAGGACCAGCGCGAGGCGGCCAUCCAGCUCCACGAAUUUGCCCCGCUGGUGGAGUAUGGCUGCCAUGGGCACCUCCGCUUCUUCCUCUGCUCCCUCUACGCGCCCAUGUGCACCGAGCAGGUCUCGGCCCCCAUCCCGGCCUGCCGGGUCAUGUGCGAGCAGGCCCGCCUCAAGUGCUCGCCCAUCAUGGAGCAGUUCACCUUCCGCUGGCCUGACUCUCUCGACUGCGCCAAGCUGCCCAACAAGAACGACCCCAACUACCUCUGCAUGGAGGCCCCCAACAAUGGCUCCGAGGAGCCCCCCCGGGGAGGAUCGGGCCUCUUGCCCCCCAUCUUCCGGCCGCAUCGGCCCCAGGACUCCCACCAUCAUCAGCAGCCAAAAGACGGCGCCUGCGAAAACCCCGCCAAGUUCCACCACGUGGAGAAGAGCGCCUCCUGCGCCCCGCUCUGCAGCCCCGGGGUGGAUGUCUACUGGAGCCGGGAGGACAAGCGCUUCGCCGUCGUCUGGAUCGCUGUCUGGUCCGUCCUCUGCUUCUUCUCCAGCGCCUUCACUGUCCUCACCUUCCUGAUCGACCCGCCCCGCUUCAAGUACCCCGAGCGGCCCAUCAUCUUCUUGUCCAUGUGCUACUGCGUCUACUCGGUGGGCUACAUCAUCCGCCUCUUCUCUGGGGCCGAGACCAUCGCCUGCGACCGGGACAGCGGCCAACUCUACGUCAUCCAAGAAGGCUUGGAGAGCACCGGCUGCACCCUGGUCUUCCUCGUCCUCUACUAUUUCGGCAUGGCCAGCUCUUUGUGGUGGGUGAUCUUGACCUUAACCUGGUUCCUCGCCGCCGGGAAGAAAUGGGGCCACGAGGCCAUCGAAGCCAACAGCAGCUACUUCCACUUGGCCGCCUGGGCCAUCCCAGCCGUGAAGACCAUCAUGAUCUUGGUGAUGCGGCGUGUGGCCGGGGAUGAGCUCACAGGCUUGUGCUAUGUGGGAAGCAUGGACGUCAACGCGCUGACCGGGUUUGUGCUGGUCCCCUUGGCUUGCUAUCUUGUCAUCGGGACCUCAUUCAUCCUUUCAGGCUUUGUGGCCCUCUUCCACAUCCGGCGAGUAAUGAAGACAGGCGGAGAAAACACUGACAAGCUGGAGAAGCUCAUGGUCCGGAUCGGGGUCUUUUCAGUCUUGUACACUGUGCCUGCAACUUGCGUGAUCGCUUGCUACUUUUACGAGCGGCUCAAUAUGGAUUACUGGAAGGUCUUGGCGAUGCAGCAGAAGUGUAAGGUGAACGGGAAUCAGACCAAACACUUGGACUGCACCAUGAGCGAAUCCAUCCCGGCUGUGGAGAUUUUCAUGGUCAAGGUCUUCAUGCUGUUGGUUGUGGGGAUUACCAGCGGCAUGUGGAUCUGGACCUCCAAGACCCUCCAGUCCUGGCAAAGUGUGUGCAGCCGGAGACUUAAGAAAAGGACUCGGAGGAAACCUGCCAGCGUGAUUGCAAGUAGCGGACUUUACAAAAAGCCCCAGCAUCUGCCAAAAGUCUACCAGGCAAAAUACGAGUCGGCUUUGCAACCCCCUACCUGUGUGUGAACAAAGCGUAUACAAAGUACAUUAAUAAUAAUGACGAUGAUGCUUUUUUUUAAACAAAAACAAAACUACAAGUGUCUAACCCGUGUGAGGAGACUCAGAAGUGCUCACAGUAGCACUCAGAACUAAGGAAAAGCUUGUUAUUUAAUGAAAUUGUGUUUUGUGUUUGUUUUUUUAA